This is a messenger RNA of Penicillium egyptiacum, 1062 nucleotides long. The record is from the annotation of a GenBank genome assembly. NCBI's taxonomy places the organism in Eukaryota, Fungi, Ascomycota, Eurotiomycetes, Eurotiales, Aspergillaceae.
AUGAGCCAGAUCCCAGAGAAUAAGGCCGCCUGGCUGUCUGCCUCCGGUGUCACGCCGCUUGAGAUCGGCUCAGCGCCGUACACGUCACCCGGGCCUCACCAGAUCGUGGUGAAGAAUAGUGCACUGGGCAUCAAUUCGGUCGACUGGGCCAAGCAGAUGCUCGGCGAAGCCUUGUUAGCCCAUAUCAGCUAUCCCUUUAUUCUUGGCGAGGAUGUGGCCGGCACCGUUAUUGAGGUGGGCGAGGGAGUAGAGCGCUUCCGCGUCGGCGACCGUGUUGUGGCUGCGGCUGCUGCCAUCUCCACCAACACCUCCCUCGAAGGCGGUUUCCAGCUGUAUACAGUCAUCCGCGAGUGGCUGGCCGCACCACUACCAGACAGCAUUACCUUUGAGCAGGCCAGCGUAAUACCGCUGGCCAUCUUCACAGCCUCUCAUGGCCUGUUUGACACCGGCUACCUGGGCCUUGACUUACCCACCGUGCCUGCACGUCAGUCUAGCCGCGACAAGCGUGCUGUCAUCAUUACCGGCGGUUCAUCCGCCGUUGGUAGCACCGCCAUCCAGCUCGCCGUGUCCGCCGGUUACGAGGUUGUGUCGACGGCGUCGCCUAAGAACUUUGACUACGUUAAGAAGCUCGGUGCCUCCCACGUGUAUGACUACAAGGGUGACACAGUGAUCGACGAUAUCAGCGCUGCUGUUAAGGGGCUUCACCUUGCCGGCGGCUACUCCAUCGGCGACGGCUCUGUCGACCUGCUGGCUGCCGUACUAUCCAAGCACCAGGGCCCCUCUAUCAAUAAAUUCAUUGCUCUUGCUGGCGGCCAGCCCGGUGGCGGCAACAUUGACCCGAGUAUCGAGCUCAAGUUCAUCCUGCUUGGCCCGGACGCGGCCGGCUCCGGCUCUGUCGUGAGCAAAGUCUAUAAGAGCUACCUCCCGGAUGCACUCGCCAGCGGGCAGUUUGUGCCAGCACCCGAGGCGGUCGUCGUGGGCAAGGGGCUGGAAAAGAUCCAGGAGGCUUUUGGGAUCCACAUACAGGGUGUGUCAGCAAAGAAGAUUGUUGUGUCACUAUGA